Molecule: messenger RNA, 1380 nt
Organism: Nannizzia gypsea CBS 118893
Lineage: Eukaryota; Fungi; Ascomycota; Eurotiomycetes; Onygenales; Arthrodermataceae
Exons: 3
Coding region: 1-1380 (459 amino acids)
Source: RefSeq, a predicted model, not a curated record
AUGGAGGUUCACCCCUUCUCCGAGCUUGAAGCAAAAUUUGAAAAGAGCCUUCAGUAUACAAGUUUGCUGCUGGCUGACGAAAAUGCACGGCUGCCUAGACUGCAAUUACUGCUCUCUGAACAUGAUAAAGAUGCCAUUAGCAAACAGCUAAGCCAGACGAAACAGCAAUUAAGUAAUGUAGAGACCGAGCACUCGCGGGUACAGGAGCAUUCAACCCGUUUGCAGCAAGAUAUGGAGGAGCUACAAAUGUCCGUCCAGGCCAAAGUUAAGAUGAUAGAUAAUCUGCAGGCAGAAUUAUCAUCCAUGCAGGCUCUUGCAGCUGAAAUGAACAAGUUACGGGCCGAAAAUGCAACUCUGGCACGAGAAGUCUCGAGUAUGAAGCCAGAGAUUACCCGGCUUCGUUCCCAGAACAGCUCUUAUCAGUCGAUGCUAUCAGAAAAGCUCUCCUUAGAGCGCCAGGUUAGCUCACUUGAGGUUGAACUUCGCGAUGCGAGGCGGAACUCAGGGAAGGGACGAGUUUCCUAUGUAUCAGAUAGAACGCUCAUGAGCCCUGGACACGAUGUAGCUGCCCCCCACACUAGCAAGGCUUUGAACGGUACAUCCAGACCAGAUACCCAAGGCGCAACUGUGUCCAUAAAACAGGUUAAAACAAAGGGCCAAGAUUCUGACAUGUCCCCUGCUCGCCGCAAUGGAACCUCUGCGGAUACAUCAGAAAACAUUUCACGCCGCCUAUACUUCGGAGCGGACACAUCUAUCGGGACACCUGGGCCAAACCACGUGUCAAAACUACCAACGAAAAUAUCUGCAGCUCCUGGUGACAAAUCAAUAUUUUCCAUUACCCCAUUCCUGAACCGUCAGAGCAAUGACUUUGGAGUAAAUUUCACAUCCAGUGAAAGCGAAGGCGAUGGUCUUUCAUUUGCGGAACCUCAGCCAUCGAAGGUUAAAGCAAAGGGUCCGUCAUUUUACGAAAAGGAGCCUUCCACCACGAAUACCCGCAAAUCAAUUCUUCCUCAGCUGCAAAGGCCCCUGCAAUCAGACACUAUUCCGAAAUCCGCAAAUGCUCCAGCGCCGCGGAUAGUCAAGCGUGGGCCAAAGCCGAAAGCUACAAACGACUUGUCCGAAGACGAUGGACUUCCUGAUCCUAUCAAAAAGCGGCGAAUACUUCGGACUAUUGGUGACAAACCACCUCUUGAUGAGAACUUCGGAGCCGUCCGUACUUUACCUAAACAGCAUUCUUUUGUGCAAGACCAGAGUGGGAUUUUUGCUGAUUCGGAUGGGAAACACUCUGAGAACGAUCGUCGUAAUCGGCGGCUUGGUCUGAAUAAACCCUUGGAGAUUCCGCCGUUUUCCCCUUUGAAACGUAACAUACGGCCUAGCUAG